This is a messenger RNA of Halteromyces radiatus, 1299 nucleotides long. RefSeq lists its product as uncharacterized. Bases 354 to 1205 code for a protein of 283 amino acids. NCBI's taxonomy places the organism in Eukaryota, Fungi, Mucoromycota, Mucoromycetes, Mucorales, Cunninghamellaceae. The record is from RefSeq and is a predicted model, not a curated record. The transcript has a single exon.
GAAUGCUCAUUACUCCAUUCCAUCAACACCUUAUUUCUCAGAAAAUCUCAGACGACUCAUCAUGUCCAUGUUACAAGAAGAUCAACAAAAACGACCCAACAUUUAUCAAGUGGUGAAAACUGUAUCUGAUUUGAUGCAUGUGGAAUGUCCUAUUCGAAAUGUAAGUAGAGUACAAAAAGUCAAAAAAAAAAAAAGGCAAAUGGCUAAUAUGAUAUCUAUAGAUUUAUCAAGAUGCUUAUGCAAGUCCCAUCUCCAAUCAUGAAACACCAGAAACGAUCUCUAGAAAUGAAAGUCCUUCAUCUAUUUUUGAAAAACUACCAAGUCCUCCUCAACAACUACCUAACAUUACACCUAUGCGACGAGGACGACCUACUCGACAAGAAAAUCGUCUAUCUGGAACGCCCCCUCCGCCAACAACGACUGAAAAGAUUACACCCACCACAUCAUUUGAUCCAUUUGAUCCGGCACAAGUCAAGGGAUAUAGUAAUCAAAACGUUGAACCUACUCGAGAAAAAUCAUCAUUCUCUUCAGCUUCAAAAUAUGAAUUCGAAAAUCGAUUUGAUAGCGAAAUGAUUUCCAGCAAUAAGGAUACAACCAUAAAUAACAAUGAUGACGAAGAUAGCGACAAUAGUGGUAAUGCAUCUUAUCCAUGGCAAUUGGAAUCUCAAACAUUGGAUCCUAUCUCGAUACCUCCCUCAAAAAGUCAAUCGAUCUCCCGAACAGCGUCUCCUCAACAAUCAGUUGGCAGUGGAAAUGAAAAUAACAACAUCAGUAGUAGUAGUAACAGUAAUAAUAGUAUCAACAAUAAUGGUGGGAUUACAUCUAGCACCAAAAGCACCAAAAGCAUUCGCGAUUUCAUGGAAAGGAAAAGAGCUCCUUAUGCAACAACGUCCUCAUCUGCUACUAGUACUUUUGAAUCAUCUUCAUCGUUCAAAGUUAGUGAAACACCAACACCGACACCACCAUUACCAAGUACAAGUAAAGAAAUGAAAUCAACAUCAUCCACUUUCUCGCAAUCCAAAAAUCAACGACCAAAACCUCCACCAAAACCAGCAAGAUUCCGUACGAAGACUCCUGUAUCAGACACAACUCCUGCUAGUAAUACACCAUCUUCUCCAUCCCUUCGACCACCCUCUAUUUCUGAAUUUGAAGACAAAUUCCCUGCUCUUGAAGAACUGUACCAUCAUCUAUCCCCAAAUACAUAAUCAUCAUCUUAGAUUUUUUUUUUCCCCUUUAUCCUUUGUCGGUGACUGAAAACACGAAAUAAAAUAAAAUAAAAAAAAAUUUCAAAAACAUAUA